Ooceraea biroi (clonal raider ant) is the source of this 1710-nucleotide messenger RNA. It is a transcript of the gene Alg7, whose product is annotated as Alg7 dolichyl-phosphate N-acetylglucosaminephosphotransferase. Lineage: Eukaryota; Metazoa; Arthropoda; Insecta; Hymenoptera; Formicidae. The record is from RefSeq and is a predicted model, not a curated record. Gene Ontology annotation, biological process: dolichol-linked oligosaccharide biosynthetic process. Gene Ontology annotation, cellular component: membrane. Gene Ontology annotation, molecular function: UDP-N-acetylglucosamine-dolichyl-phosphate N-acetylglucosaminephosphotransferase activity.
AAGAACAAUAAGCUCUGAUAAUUGACGUGAAAGUGUCAAAUACGAUUUUCUGUGUCAUCUCGAUUUUUAAUCGAAGCAAUCGACUUUUAAUCGAUACAGUGUUACAUGGCGGCGCCCACGAGUCUAAAGAUAAAUAUUCAUGGUGUCGGCCUUUUUCCAUCUGCGACAUUGCGGCCACUCUCACGUUGACGUGAGUGCGUGGAGUCACGUCGAGUUGAAAUUGAAACCGGUGUUACGUUUACGUGUGCCUCCACGAUGAAGACGGACGACGAAACGUGGAAAUUGUUAUUUCCAAUAUGUAUUAACGCGGUAAUGUCCGUGAGUGCGUAUUGCUUAACCGUACAUUUAAUUCCAAGAAUAAAAGACAAGUUUAUCAAAGCUAACCUCCACGGCGUCGACAUGAAUAAGAGAAGCGGAGAUAAAAUACCUGAGGCGAUAGGUGUUGUUACAGGAUGUAUAUUUCUCAUAACAAUGUUUCUAUUUAUCCCCGUACCGUUUACAGAUUACAUAUUUAGAAACGAACAUUUCCCGCACAAUAAGUUUGUGGAAUUUUUGGCUGCAUUACUGUCCAUAUGUUGCAUGCUACUUUUGGGCUUUGCCGAUGAUGUCUUGGACCUCCGUUGGCGACAUAAAUUACUUUUACCCACUAUAGCAUCUUUGCCACUACUGAUGGUUUAUUACGUUAACGUUAACUCCACGAUUGUCAUCGUGCCAAAACCAUUGAGACCAUGGCUUGGUUUCUCACUGGACUUGUGGAUAUUCUACUACGUAUACAUGGGAAUGUUGGCUGUGUUUUGUACAAAUGCCAUAAAUAUAUUAGCCGGGAUAAAUGGUUUGGAAGUUGGACAGAGCUUGAUCAUUGCCGCGAGCGUUCUUAUCUUUAACGUCACAGAAUUAUUUGGCGGCCAAUGGAAGGCACAUCAGUUUUCAAUAUACUUUAUGCUGCCGUACAUGGCUACUUCCCUCGCAUUGUUCAAGUUUAAUCGGUAUCCGUCGCAAGUUUUUGUGGGCGAUACGUUUUGUUAUCUAUCGGGAAUGACCUUCGCCGUAGUCGGCAUCUUAGGUCACUUCAGUAAAACGUGUUUGCUCUUCUUCAUUCCUCAAAUAGUAAAUUUUUUAUAUAGCGUGCCGCAGCUCUUUCACUUCGUACCGUGUCCCAGGCACAGAUUACCAAAGUAUAAUAAAGAAACGGACAAAUUGGAGCCUAGUACGACUGUAUUUCAUAAAUCGGAUCUCAAUGCGAUUGGAAGAUUAUUGAUGUGGAUAUUAAAAAUUUUCAAGUUGGUAAAGUGGCAAGAAGACGAAAAAGGCAUUGUAAUUUGCAACAAUCUAACGUUGAUCAAUUUUAUACUGAUUAAUGUAGGCCCAUUGAGAGAACCAACGCUUACAUCAAUUUUAAUGAUAAUUCAGGUUAUUUGUAGUGCAGUAGCUUUCGUUAUUAGAUAUCCCUUGGCUUCCAUAUUUUAUGAUGUUUAAAUAGGCGCACAAUUGUACGUUUUCUCAUGUAUGAAAUGUAACGUACAUAUUUAAAGGGUAAUUAUUAUUAGGUAAUUAUUUGUACACUACUAUAUUACUUCCUUAGUGACUAUUAUAAAUACAGAUUUAGCAAAAUAUUUUAUUAUAAUAGAUCAUAAAUUUAUUAUAGUUAACAUUCGAUGAGAUCAAUGUAAUUAUACUUCCUUGGCUUUCUCAUUAAAAAUUUCUACAUUA